This is a messenger RNA of Spizellomyces punctatus DAOM BR117, 1814 nucleotides long. RefSeq lists its product as uncharacterized. The record is from RefSeq and is a predicted model, not a curated record. The transcript has 3 exons. NCBI's taxonomy places the organism in Eukaryota, Fungi, Chytridiomycota, Chytridiomycetes, Spizellomycetales, Spizellomycetaceae. The coding region runs from base 553 to 1686 and encodes 377 amino acids.
CCCACCAUUAUCGAUCGAGCACUAUCCCUCGUAUCAUGUUGAACACAGUGACAUUCUUCACCCGUUCUGCUGUACUGUACAAUGGACGUUAUUGGGAAUAACCUUUUAGCCAAGUCAGAUUUUGAAACGAUUCUUUGGCACACUUAUGAACAAGUAGGCGACCAAAAAGUCAACACCCGGCCAUCACCCCGCCCCUCGUUCGCUCCGCACGCGUUUGUGGAGGUUUGGAGUAUUGUCAUGCUGCUUACCACGAUCAUCAAUAGUCUAAUAAGCUAGCAUUCGCAAUUAAGCUAUGCUUGCUUGCAGCGCACAAGUGCAAAGCUGUACUUUAGAUGCUAGCAAACCUGAGUAAUGUGUAACGGAGGUGAAUUACACAAACGUAAAUCUGUCUCGUUUGUGAAGGGGUGUUAUGGAGCAUCUGGAAAACCACGAAGCAGCUUUCUGAUCUCACUUUCUUUGUUGUUGGUUUUGGAGAGCGAUGGAAAAGUACAUAAAGAGAUCCUCCACCAUCAGUGAUACACUAUCGCCGCCUCAUCUUGGAUUCAGACAAACAUGCUUUUCAGAACCUUUUUACAAGAUAUUGUGCUCGCCAGCGCGCUGCUCUUGACUGCACAUACAGCCCAAGCCAGUCCUGUUGCGCAAGCAGCUCAAUGCGGCCCAGGAUUGACGCCUUGCGGUCCUGAUUGUUUCCGUGAAUCUGAGGGCCUCUAUCAUUGUGAAAAUGGCCAGCUGAAACAAGGCCCUGCGCCUUCCAACCCUCCACCCUCCAAUCAACCUUCUGCACCCGUCGGCGGGGCCCCUCCUGCUAAUCCCAAUGGUCGCACGAUCCAGGUUGUCAACAAGUGUACUCAAGAUAUCUGGAUAGGCAUGCAGGGAAAUCCCCUUCCCCGCGACGGUGGAUUCUUCCUCCCGAGAGGUGGAGUAGAGAACGUCCAAGUUCCCAGUAAAUGGGAAGCAGGUCGCAUCUGGGCCCGGACAGGAUGCACAACUCAAUCCAACGGUCGCUUGGUCUGCGCCACAGGUGACUGUGGGUCCGACUUUAACGGCUUUGGCAUUGCCUGCAAAGGCAUCGGCGGUCAAGCACCCGCUACACUCGCCGAAUUCACUCUUCUGGAUGGGGGACGAACCGAUUUCUAUGAUUUGAGUAACGUUGACGGGCACAACAUUGGAAUCCAGAUCGACGCAUUUGGCACCCGGGUGAACAAUCCAGAUUUGGGCAAAUUCAACUGUGGGAACCCGACCUGCAGGAUGGACACCUCCAAAUGUCCUCCUGAGCUCCAAAUGACCGACUCGACUGGACACACUUCCUGCGCUGCCGUCUACGCUGCGGCACAUAAUGCCGCCCAACGUGCAAAGUUUCCAGCCCUCCAAAAUAUUUUCAACAACGCCGACACGCUUUCUCUGGUAUCCUGCUCCUGCGACUGUGGGCCAAACUGCGGGUGCCAAGAUCCCAGAUCGAAACAUUGCUGCUCGCCCUACAAUAAUGAUCCAAACGAGAGAGGAGGAAAAUGUCGCGUUGAAGAGUGGCCCCUUAGCACUUCACCUGGUGCAGGAUCUGCAUUCCCUGCGAGAUACGAUCAAGUUUUCAAGAACCAAUGUCCUGAUGCCUAUUCUUGGCAGUUUGAUGACCACAAAAGUACAUACCAGUGCUUCACAGCUAAUUACCGUGUGACCUUCUGUCCCUAGACAAGAAAUUAUCGAUGGUGAGAUAUCGGCCAAGUUUGAAGUAUAUUCAGUAUGAUCAUUUGGACAUUAGGCCAUGUAGUUGAUGUGUAGUGAUAUUGUAGUGGUGUAAUACAUGAUUCUCUUUGUGC